This is a messenger RNA of Anopheles funestus (African malaria mosquito), 3406 nucleotides long. Its product is annotated as aminopeptidase N. Gene Ontology annotation, biological process: proteolysis; peptide catabolic process. The record is from RefSeq and is a predicted model, not a curated record. Gene Ontology annotation, cellular component: cytoplasm. The coding region runs from base 169 to 3024 and encodes 951 amino acids. The transcript has 7 exons. NCBI's taxonomy places the organism in Eukaryota, Metazoa, Arthropoda, Insecta, Diptera, Culicidae. Gene Ontology annotation, molecular function: metalloaminopeptidase activity; peptide binding; zinc ion binding.
UCCUGUGUGCAACGGAGUACAUUAUUGGUGACUGUUUUUUGUUUAAUUUUUUUGUCUUAUCUGAUGCCAAGUUGUCACCGACACGUUUCAGCCGGUGACAGACAGCUAUAGUAAAAGCAGCUUUCGUUGGGGUGUACUAAACAUUGCAAAAGUAAAUCUGCUCACAAGAUGGGACGACAUCCUCUUUCGUUGCUGAUAGUGGUACUAUCGUUAAUGCUGUUACCAUAUGGAUACACCUGGAAGGAAUAUCGGAUACGUAGAAGCAUCGACCUGUCUGCUGCGAACCCACUCAUAUCCGAUACUAAACUGCCCACCGAUCUAGUCCCGUCGGGUUACAGUCUCUUCCUACACCCAAUGAUCGAAAAAUCAACGUUUGCCGGGCACGUUAACAUUACCAUGGUGUGUGCCAAAUCUACCAAUCAAAUUACGCUGCAUGCUCACCACGAUCUAAAUGUGGAUGAGUUGGACCUGUCGGUGGUCAAGAUGGACGAUAACAGUAAGGUCUCCAUCCGACGCGUGGAUCGAGUUCCGAAAAAACCACUGCUAGUCAUUUACUUCCACGAUCUGUUGACCGUCGGGGUAGCGUAUGAGGUGCGCCUCAAGUUCAACGGUAACAUUUGGGAGAACGUGGAAGGCAUCUUCGAGGGAAGGUACAAACAGCAGUCCAACAGUGGUGGAUCGGAUGGUGUCGGUACAGAAUCCGAGGGUGUGAUAGAAGCCGAAGAUCACACUUACGUUGGUACAUACUUCCGACCCCAUAACGCCCGUCGCGUAUUCCCCUGCUUCGACGAGCCCGCGUACAAGGUACCGUUCAACGUCAGCAUCGUACGACCGAGAAGUCACCACGUACUGUUCAACACCGAGCUAGAGCGCACAGAAGAGCUUAGCCCCACCGAUUCAAAGCACGUGAUCGAUGUGUUCAAGCGUACACCACCGAUGUCGACCUUUACGUUUGGCUUUCUGGUGUCGGACCUGCAGGAAGUACCAUCCAUGUCAGACGAGAAAGAUGAUGAACGUAUGAAGCCAGCGAUCCGUAUAUGGGCUCGGCGCGACUUCCAGAAAAAUGUAGCCGAUGUACAGCAGCGGGUAAAGCUUGCACUCAACAAGCUGCAGGAAUAUUGGGGCGUAGAGCUGCCGCUCGAGAAGCUAGAUGUGGUGGCACUGCCAGGAUUCUCUUACGUUAAACCAGCAGAUAACUGGGGUUUGAUUGUAUUCAAAGAAAGUGAGCUGAUGAGAGGAUACUAUAAUCUUGCACAGGAACUCGUCUACCAAUGGCUCGGCUCGUGGAUCACUCCGCACUGGUGGAGCGAUGCACACGUAAACAAAGCCAUCGCAGGAUUCCUUUCAGCGGACACCGCCAUCAAAAUUGAUGGUGGCGAUGAGUUCGAGGGCAAAUACCCAAUGACCAUCCUGUAUUCGAUCUACUACGAGUUUAGUAAACGCUACCCACAUUCACGCAUCACCGCUAUGAAGCAGGAAACGACGUGCAGCAAAACCGAGCUAGUAUUGCGUAUGCUCAACUACACACUCGGUGAGGAUACCUUCCGACGUGGUUUGCAGAAAUUUAUCCAACAUCGCGAGUACAAAACAUUCUACGGUGACGACGUGUGGGAGGCGCUAACCAAGCAGGCCCAUCUCGAUCAGCGUCUGUGUGAAUCGGUUACGGUAAACGAUGUCGUUAAUUCGUGGAUUACCAAGGAUCGCAUUCCGAUGGUAAAGGUGGUACGGUCGUACGAAAACCAUUCUGCCACCAUCACGCAGCGGCUAUAUUUGCGUGAGCGUCCCCACGAUGUGCCGGAACAGGAUAAGAUGCUUUGGUGGAUCCCUAUCGUGGUUGUCACGCAGGACCGUUUGAACUUUGCCAAUAUCAGUACGGUGAAAUGGAUGAAGCAGGUGCGCGAGGUAAAGCUGGAGGAGCUGCCUGGACCGGAUGAGUUUAUUAUUGUCAAUCCGGAGGAGAUUGGACCGUUCCCGGUGAACUACGAUGAGCGUAAUUGGAAUUUGCUUGCUACUUUCCUACAGAAAGAGGAAAGCCGAACUAUGAUACCCGUCUACACUCGAGCAAAACUACUUCACGAUGCAUGGAAUUUGGCUUAUGCGGGUGACCUUAGCUUCGGUACCGCCUUCAAUAUGACACUGUUCAUGAAGUAUGAACGUAACCAUCUGGUAUGGAAUCCUGUCUUCACGCUGAUCGAUCACAUUGGGCGACACAUUGAUAUGUCUGCGGUGCACAAAAAGUUCGAGAUGUACGUUCGCACCCUGUUGACGCCAUUGUACGAAGAGCUGGUUAUCAACCAACAGGAAAACGAAGAGAUGUGGAAGGCAAAUUUGCGCUCUCUGGCCAAAAAUUUCCUCUGUCGUGCCGGUUACAAGCCUUGCAUCGAGGAAGCGCAACGAGCGUUCAAGAAGUGGAUGGACAGCCCGGAUCCAGAUGCAGGAAACCCAGUUGCUAACCAGUUCAUAUGUCCAGUGUUUAAGUGGGGUACGCGCGAGGAAUGGGAGUUCGGACUACAGCGAGUCAUCAAUUUCCCGGAGUCACGUGUUAAGAGUGAGCGCACGUAUCUGCUCAAAACGCUUGCCGGCUGCCCAAGCCAACCGUUCAAGAUUGAUCGUCUGCUGAAUAUUAUGGUACUGGAGGAUAAUGGUAACUUUACUGACAACGAUAUCAGUCUCAUCUUUAAGAUGCUUUCCGGUGGUUCAAGUGGCUACUCGACGCUGUUUAACUUCCUGAAGAAUAAUUGGGAUGCAAUCAAGCUACGAUUCAAGGACCGGGAAUCGCUGUGGGACAAUAUGAUUAAUUCCGCGACUGGAUUGUUUACUACGCAGGAGGGUUACGAUAUGGUAUCGCAACUGUACGUACAGCAUCAAGGAGAGUUUGGUACGGCGGAACAUAUAAUAGAGAAAUCAUUGAAAAACAUCAAGGAAGAAACGAAAUGGAGCGACGAAAAUUUGCCAGUCAUAGAGAAGUGGCUUGACGGUUUCCUCGCUAGUAAUGGUGUCGCGGAUCAGAAGUUUCUUGGUUGAUAUCGUAUCAAGUAGAAGUAGUUAUAUUUUAAAGCAAUGUUAACUGGUUCAAACAGACAGAACAGACACAUUCAAAAGCGAACGAGGGUGGUAGAGAUUAGGGAAAGAAAAAUGUUGCAAUGGUGUGCAAGAUAUACAGGUAGCUUCAGAAGAGUAACAUUAUGUAUAUGGUGGCUUUUUAAUGAUGUGUUUUUUUAAAGAUUCUUGAUGUAGAGCUAACGUAGAUGGUAAGUGUUCGUGUCAAUUUGUUUGAAUGUUUCACGGCAGAAUGGUGUAGCACCUUAUGGCAGUGUCUGAAAAGUCAUUGCUACGCUUGGCAGCCUAAUUACAACUACCCGGAAUGAAACUUGCCGAAACAAUAAACGACAACUUACCGAUUUCA